AUGUCUCGGGAAAAACGCAAAAAAGCCCGAACGAGAUUGCCUCAGCACGGCCACCUAACAGGAGCACCUAGCUGGGAAUCGAAUGAGGCUAUCCAAUCAAUUGUGCACUGCGUUGUUGUGGAUGAAAAUGGGUUUGAAUGUGGCCGUCUACUCGACCCUCAACUUGGAAACGACUCCUCAUCCACGAAAAGGGUGGAAGUUGCUGCAGAGGCCGACUCUCCUACUGUAUGUGAGAGUGGGUCAGCCGCAAUCGAUACCGAUGAUGACGUUUGGGAAGUUGAGGCGGUUCUUGCUAAAUGGAAGCAAGGACGACAAGCCCAAUACCUUGUGAAGUGGAAGGGCUUUGAGGAUACAGACAACUCGUGGGUAAAUCAAGGCGACAUUAGUAAAGAUCUCGUUGAAAGGUUUGAAUUGGGUCAAAAGCGAACACGUCGGCGCAAGGUUAGGAGAACGAAAAAACGACAAUAA
Messenger RNA from Ilyonectria robusta, 468 nucleotides. RefSeq lists its product as uncharacterized. Lineage: Eukaryota; Fungi; Ascomycota; Sordariomycetes; Hypocreales; Nectriaceae. Bases 1 to 468 code for a protein of 155 amino acids. The transcript is spliced from 3 exons. The record is from RefSeq and is a predicted model, not a curated record.